Molecule: messenger RNA, 1892 nt
Organism: Pocillopora damicornis (cauliflower coral)
Lineage: Eukaryota; Metazoa; Cnidaria; Anthozoa; Scleractinia; Pocilloporidae
Source: RefSeq, a predicted model, not a curated record
CCCAGGAAUUUUUAAAGGGUGACGAAACUUAAUUCCAGCGUGACAUACAGGAAUGAAGGAACGGGAGGUCAUCUAACUAUUGAAAGUGAAGAACAUUUGUCACAUGAUAAUGAGCGGAAGCAUCAGUAGGGUGGAAAAUGGACCAGUCAGGCCUUUGAAAAUGUCUCGAAAAAGCAGUUCUCGCAAGGAUAUAAAAGGUGGAGGAUGGAAAGGGGAACUUGUCUUCGAGCCUGGAAUAUCGACAUCCUUUUAUCUGACGCAGGGUUCCCUAAUAGAGGAAAUGAGCGAAUUUAAUGGGAUUGACGAGUUCGAGGAACUUGAAAAAAUUUGGCUAUAUAAAAGACCUCUGAAGAAAGGGCAACUUACCCAGUUUAUUUUAAACCAUCAGUUUGUCGUGAUACGUUCGAAGCAUUGGCAUUGGUCCAUCGAGAAACACUGUGACAAAAUUCUCCUCCAAAGGAACAAAAGCUGUAUCAUGGUCAGAGAAUACGAAGAGGGAAUCCUCAGAAACACUCCAGUGGUCGAAAUAAAACAUGGUGGUAGCAAAGGAUCUAUGCAAGAUUUGAUCAAGUUUCUUUAUCGCAAGGACGAGCUAAAGAAAGCAUACCAUUGGAUGGAAGAUAAUUGUAAAGACUUAGCAAAUCGAGUGUUUAAUGAAUUUGUGGUCGAAGGUUCAGUGGGUAGAUCAUGGCAUAUUUGGUGACAUUGAAACUUUUAAUGAAUAGCCUCAUAACAGGAAUAACAUUCUUUAGUGUCUAGUUUAAAUGAACCUCUUUUGAACAACACUUUGAACCAACAGUAUUCUUAUCUUUAACUUGGUCUCUUAAAGAUUGUAGGGGUCUUAGCUGCCACCGCAUGACGAUCUGCUGGUUGUGCCCCAUCACCCACCCCCACCCCCAUUGCAACGCUUCUUUGUCGUCGUUUUCGUGUCGUUACUUCAAUAAUUUUAUCGACGUAACCAGCAGUUUAAAAACUAGCUUAUAUUUCAUACUUUCAUGUUGAAAAAUAGCCGACUUUAUUUUGAAGUUGUUUUUGUAAACGCCACUACGCACCUUUCCUGCCGUUCGACUUGAUCAUAAAUGAGAUCACGCGUAGCCCAGUAUAGUGUCUUCGAAGUUGUCGUGAAAUUCCACAGUAAGAGAUUUCCCCAUCGUUUUAAUGAUUUCAUCUUUUGUCUAUGUUUAAAAUGCUAAAGUGAGAGAAGGACUAAUGUAAUAGUGUAGUUUGAUCGUUCGGGUGAGUGUAUUCCUGAGAAGGACUGUUGUUGGUAGUGGUGACUGACGUUUCGACAACCUGAGCGGAAGUCGUCAUCAGAGUCAAGUGAAUAGUUGUUGUCAGUCGAAUGUUCUUAGUCCGGUUUGUAUAAACUGAUUGGUCAGUGAUGUUAUUAGCUGUAAGACUCAAUGUUGCGAUCGAGUCAGUAAACGUGCGCCAGAUGCGAACGUAACAAUCGAAUGAAAGAAAAUCCUCUAAGUGCGCGAGGUUUGAACGCAACAAUCCAAUUAAAUAAUCCUUAAAGUACAGGAGAUACUAACGUAAAAAUCCAAUGAAAUAGAAGCCUAAAAAUUCAUGAGAUAUUAACGAAACAAUCGAAUCAAAGAGAACCUUAAAGGUGAGCGAGAUAAAUACGUAACAAUCAAAAUGAAAGAGAAUUCUAAAUAUGUGUAUGAUAAUGACGUAACAAUCCAAGUGCACGAGAUAGAUACCUGGAAAUCGAACGGAAGAAAAUUCUGAAAGUGCACGAGAUAUUUACGUAACAAUUCAAUGAAAGGAAAACCUAAUGGUGUGCUAGAUACUGAUGUAACAAUUUUAAUGGUAGAGAAUCUAAAAAAUGCUACUACUGAACAUUCAUUACUCGUAUUAAAAAGAUAUAAAGGUGACUUAAUAUUUAU